This is a messenger RNA of Clunio marinus, 418 nucleotides long. NCBI's taxonomy places the organism in Eukaryota, Metazoa, Arthropoda, Insecta, Diptera, Chironomidae. The record is from the annotation of a GenBank genome assembly.
CCCAGAAUAAACUUUGACCUAAAAUAACAAAAUGAAGCGUCAAAAACAGAAAAAAAAUGUCUAAAGAUAGAAGGAAGAUUUUGUGGAAUGUUCUCGGAAAAGUUUUUCUUUCUUCUAGGAAAACCGGAAGAAUUUUAAAACAAGGACAUGUAAGUAAGAAGAUUUUCUUUGCUGAGAUUCGCCUCAAUCUCCUCUCACAUUGAUUUAUUUAAUUCCUGUUAUGCUUUUUAUCCAUGGCUUGUAAAAGUUUGUUCUCAUAUAAACUCCAGGUAAAAGCGGUGAUGCGCAUUUAAUGCCAUGAGAAACCGUUCCAACUAACUGAUAACGACCAUCAGAUCUUUGCAUCACAAGCGGCCCACCAGAGUCACCCUGCGUACUAUCUUUCUGACCAUUCGCGUAACCAGCACAGAGGAACGAU